Molecule: messenger RNA, 2040 nt
Organism: Hydra vulgaris (swiftwater hydra)
Lineage: Eukaryota; Metazoa; Cnidaria; Hydrozoa; Anthoathecata; Hydridae
Product: potassium voltage-gated channel subfamily A member 1
Biological process (GO): protein homooligomerization; potassium ion transmembrane transport
Cellular component (GO): voltage-gated potassium channel complex; membrane
Molecular function (GO): delayed rectifier potassium channel activity
Source: RefSeq, a predicted model, not a curated record
AAAGAUGUGAUACUAUGUUGAGGACAUAGUUUUUAUUGCGAGCCUAUUAAGAAAUUUUAGACUAAUAAUGUUCAAUAGUAAAUUUUUGAUUAUUUUGGCGUGUUUUCAAAAUAAUCGAAAGAGUAUAAACUAGACACAACUGGCAAUAUGACAGAGAUUUCAUAAAAUUUCAGCCAAAAUAUUAGAAACAACCGGCACCAACAAAACACUUAAAUUAUUAUGUCUACUACAACAAGUUUAGUUUUCUACAAAAAUAGUGGUAUAUGAAAAAAGCAGAGCUAAGUAAUCUCUUAUGGAUAACACGAAAAAAUGUUUACUUAAAAAAUUUAAUUUUUUAAUCAAAGAAAAUAAAGAUUUGAAUAAUGACGUAAAAAUAAAGAUGGACGACACAAAUAUUAAAGAUGAACUAGUUUACAUUAAUGUCAGCGGUACAUCCUUUAUUACCACAACUCUUACUUUAAAUAACUUUCCUAGUUCGUUGCUGGGAAACAAGGAAAAUAGAAAUCAGCUUCAAAAAACAAACAAAGGAGAAAUAUAUCUUAACCGACAUCCAAAAGUGUUUGAAAGCAUUUUAACUUUCUAUCGAUACGGUAUUUUAGAGCAACCUUCUCGAGUAAAUCAGUUAAUUUUUUUAAAUGACGUUAAAUACUACGGACUAACUGCCGAAGCAUUGGAGGUUGGAAUUAAAGGCUUUUUUUGCGAAAAAAAAGUUUAUCAUCAAAGAAAAUGGCAAACAUAUAUAUGGAAUAUUUUAGAAUAUCCCGAUUCUUCACUUUCAGCCAGAAUAUUUUCUUUGUUUUCUCUGUUAACAAUAAUUCUGUCAAUAGUUGUAUUUUGCAUGGAAACGUUACCUACCUAUAAAGAUAACAAGGUUAAUAAAAUGUCUGAUGACACCCUAUUUGUUAAAAAUAUUCUCGAUGAUUUGGAAAAGUUUUGCAUUAUAUACUUCACAAUAGAAAUUGGAAUUCGCUUCCUUAUAUCGCCAAGUAAAUUGGAAUUCCUUAAAAAAUUUCUUAACAUCAUAGACAUUAUCUCUAUUUUGCCAUUUUACGUCACAAUUAUUUUAAACACAAAAGGAACAUAUUCAAUUUAUUUUUUACGAGCAAUGCGACUUGUUCGCGUAUUCCGCAUAUUUAAAUUAUCGAGGCACUCGAAUGAAAUGAUCAUAUUAGGCGUAGCUAUGAAAGAAAGUUUUCGCGAACUUGUUGUUCUUGUGUUCUUUAUUCUUCUGGGAGUGUUACUUUUUUCAAGUGCAAUUUAUUAUGCUGAAGACGGAGCAGACACAACUUUUACCAGCAUUCCAAGAUCUUUUUGGUGGAGUAUUGUAACUAUGACAACAGUUGGGUAUGGAGAUGAGUAUCCUAAAUCUCAAUUAGGUAAACUUGUUGGUGCGGUAUGCGCAAUGACGGGUAUUCUUGUCAUAGCAAUGCCGAUACCUAUCAUUGUUAACAAUUUUACUCAACAAUAUCAGGUUUUAAGACCUGGAUCAAAAUACUGGGAUGUUUUCCUACAAAAAGAUGAAGCUAAAAUUAAAAAUAUUGCCGAAGUUGCCUGAUUGUUAAAUACAAGAUGCUAAUGAAAAAUGACAAUACAAUUUUGUGCUGCAUUUUCUACAAAAAUGGCAUAAUAAUGAUAACAAAUUCCUAUGAUAUAAUAUAAUUUUUAAUAAGGAUAAUAAUUAUACAUUAAAAAUAUUGAUUUUUAAUGAUUUAUUAUUAUUUACGAAAAAAAUAAAAAAUUUUAUUGCAACAUCUUUGAAUCUGACAAUUAUUCAACGAUGAUUUAACGACGAUUUAACAAUGGAUGGAGUAGAUAUACAUGGGGAAGAGUAAAGUAAGGGAUUUUUUUACCAAAAUUUAUACUUUUUUCUAACAACAAGCAUCUAAAUAAAUUAGGAGUUUCUUAAUUUGUUUAACAGUAACUUUUUUAUGAUUUUUUGUUGUUGUUGCUUUUUCAUUGAUUUUUAUUUCUAAUAUGUACAUUGACCUGCCUUUUUUAGAAUUGUAUAAAUUUUACAUGUAUAAACACUGACUACAAGUU